Molecule: messenger RNA, 3432 nt
Organism: Daldinia loculata
Lineage: Eukaryota; Fungi; Ascomycota; Sordariomycetes; Xylariales; Hypoxylaceae
Exons: 1
Coding region: 138-2828 (896 amino acids)
Source: RefSeq, a predicted model, not a curated record
CGGCGCACAUAUCGACUGCCUGGCUACUGGUCCUGGUGCUCACCGCCAACUUCAGUGUUCCAUAACCUCAUGUCUUAUGUUUUCUUCAUUCUCUAGUUAUUUCAUCUUUCUAUUCUCUGACAGACAAGCAUUAUAUCAUGGAGUGGACAACUAAUAACCGAUUCUCUACUUAUAAGCAAUAUAAGGAAGACACCGAGACAAUUGCGGGGUGGUUAGCUUACAACUAUCGGAGAUGUGGGCAUCAAAUCGACGAGCCUACCCCUGCAAGUACGGCUGGUGUCCUUACAGCUCCUAGUAAGAGGCUUAAGGGGAAAGCCAGGAAGCAAGCUCGUGGGACAUCGGCGAGUUUACCUAAGAGUCUAACUCUGCCUCGAUAUACUAUCAAUGUCUCCGACUUUAGUCGUAUGGCGAAGGCUAUUGCUGAGUUCAAUCCCAAAGUCAAUAUUCCCAAAGCGCUGGACAACCUGUUUAGUCGCGUUAUAAAUACCCGAAAGCAAUUCACACAGUGGUACCAGGCAUAUUCCCAUAGUGAUGAAGGAAGCAAUAAAAGCCAUGUACACUUCACGGGUGUCCUCACUAAUGCCUGGGAAAUUCUACGCCCAUCUGAACAGGCACGGACUUCACAUAUAAAGAAACGGAUACAAGAAAUUCCUGAGUCAGAACCGGUAGUCAACUUGGUCAAUCGCUUUUCUGCACUUGAAGUCGAAGAGCUACAGGAACAGGGGCCGGAUGUGGAGCCGGGCCGCCCAGCCGAACUGGAUGAAAAUGACUAUAAGCUAACAGACGUCGCCCGUGUCACGCUUUUAAAGAGCGAGGAAGAUAUUGAAGACGAUUUCUUCUUCGCCAUCUUCGCCUUUAUGCGGGAACUCGACGAUGUGCGUUCUUGCAUCCGACGGAGUUGGAAGGCAUACAGACAGGGAGUGGCGGAGCUCAUUAUGCCCUCUCUACUCACCAACACAGCUAUUCAGCUUGUUCGAAGAGCAGAGCAUGAGCUAGAUCUGAUGAUAGAAAGGCCGAAAAAAUACCCUUCCUCAUCGUAUCCUGUCUGGAAUUUCCCUGACAUCUUCAUCUAUGCCACACACGAGGAGGAUAUGGUUAGCAAAGGCCAAGACUUGGAUAGCUUCUUGAAACCGUCGCCACGAUGUCAUGUUAUAGAUUGCAGUCAUGGGCAGCUUUGUUUGUCGGAAAUAUAUUCUGCCCUCAAGCACUCCUUGUACCAGUCCAAAUCUCUGGGUGGGGAGAAUAUGGUUCCUGGAGACACGACCCUUACCGACGGGGCUACGGAGAACUUCCGUCGCAUUAAGCGCAUGCUGCCAUGUUUCCAAGGUGUAGCUCGGGCCAUGGCGGAGUCUUUCGCCAGCGACGAAGUCACAUCUGGGAUUGGUCUCAUGUUCAGGACCGAGACAAUUCCCAUGUCGGUCGCAUUUGGCGUCCAGUUGCUCUUAGAUAUCCAAGAUGAGCUCCAGGACAUGCCGGAGAAACCGAUUCAUGAAGUUAAGAAACACACGCGUAACAUGCUGUCCGCGUUUAGAGGCAAGAAGCUCAACCAGGAGCCAUUUGUUCUCGUCGGACAAGCGUCGCAGUGGCUCGCAACAACCUUAGCUGCUUAUGAAUCGGAUAUCUUAAAAGAUAACUUCCGUAGGAAGCUUGUAGGCGGUGAUGUACGAGACCCAUCGGGAUGGACCAUUCAUCCCGAUUUAGACGAAUUAAGGGGUAAGCCUGACAUACCGGAAUUCAUUCAGGAGCCGGACUAUUUCCUAAAGAUCAACCCCGUGAAAUGCGGCAUGCUGAAGUAUGGUCUUUAUCAGCAACCUCAUAAUUACGGCUGUAAAUUCGAAGAGGCAUGGCGUGGUAUUACGAGUAUGGUGCAUCUAUAUAUUGCCGGCCGCUCUCUAUAUCCUAACGACCCAGUAUGGCCCGAUAUGGAAUAUUUCCUUCAAAAGCAAGAUUUGGAUAAUAUGUUCGUCGGCGGACUGCCUGGAUCAAUGGAAGAAGCGCAUAAGAAGUUCCUUCUAGCUGCAGGUGUGAUGGCAACGAACUUUGCGAGAAACAGAAGGUCUACCAAACCGAAGCUGAACAUAGAAAGGGGGCGGUGGGCGUCCAAUCCUUGCCUGCUCGACGGCAUAUUAUCAAACUGGAUGUGUGGAGGCGAGGUCAUGACUGACGACAUGAUUUUGAAUCUUGUAAGAGCCAUUGGGGACCCAAAAGCCAUUGCCGCAAAAGCGAGACAGGUAGGACUGUCACCUGCGGUUGAAGAAAAGUGCUGCAAGGCCUGGUCUAAUCCCGACCGACGUAUAACCACCAUAUUGGGAAACCUAGGGUUUUAUAUCGUAUCCGAAACCUCGGAUCUCUACUUCGACUGGCUUUCGUUCGCGGAAACUUGCCAAAAAAUUUGGACGCAGAUCCACGAUACCCUUAAUCUGCAAGCACACGACCAUGCCGCCCAUACGAUGGUAAUAAAGAUUCUAGACCAAGCUCAGAAGUGCCAGUGGAUGGCCGAGGUAGAUAAGGAGGAUGUGACCUCGUCCCUGCGGAAGAAUGCUACAAGUCUAGUCCAAUCUUGGGGGAUCAUCCAGAAGGUCUGCCGGAAGGGUAUUAAAGUGUCAUUCGAGAAGGAUGAUGAGCGAUACGAGGACGCGAAGGCUUGGGCCGGCGACAAGGAACUUCUCAACAUCAUGUCCCGAACACUCGACGAGUCCUCGUAUCCGCACAUGUCUCCAUCGCUCUCGCAAAAAGUGUACAAGAACUGGCCGGUUGCCGACAAAAGUAAGAGUGCUGUCAUUCGCAUGAACAACGCAUUGCCAUCUUUCUCGCUUGCUGAUAACUAACGGUAUGGAAUAUGACUGGAAUUGCAAUGUAGGGAUCACGGAUGAAGGCCAGGAUUUGUAGAUACAUGAUUUAGUAUUGUUCUACUCAAGAAUUGCCCCGUAAUUGUGUUGUCCUUCGCCCUAGCGUAUAGUCAUAUGCAUAAAACCACGCAUUAGUGGUGAUAGACCGUAGAGCGAUCGUAUCGUGGGCCUUUCGAACUCCCUGCACGUAAUUUCCAUAUGCUAGUAACGAUAUCCAUCUGUGUUAGCUCUAGAACCGAUACCAAGGCCAUGGUUCAGCUCUUCGCUAGUGCUCUUCGCCGGUACGGUAGCAUCCAUCGAUCCAGAAGCUAGUUGAAUAGGUAGCUCCGUUGAGGCCUAGCCCGAGAUUCUUUACCUAGAGAGCGUUGUGGAUACUUCUGCGGCACAACGUAUCCGUGGGUAUGGACGGCCAGUCCCCAAGGGGAACAACCAAGUUGGAUAUGUUUGGUAAGAAAGUAUAGAAGAUUAUAGUGGUGAGACGAUCUCACUACGGUUAUAAUGGGCAAUUUUGCCUUACAGUUGGGGGUCUGGGGGGGAGUUGAGGUUCCAAGGAUGCCAUUUUAUUUGCCAGGGUGGAGGUGAU